AUGCCUGGUCUCUACCAUAGGUCUCAGCUUGCGCUGCACAUCAAGCGGGCCAUUUGUGCCCAUCAUCAGGCAAACCCUCUGCUGCGCCACGUGGACCUCGCACGAUGGUGUUUCACGCGUUUUGGUGUGAGGCCCGACCGUUCGACCAUUGGUCGCGUUCUCAAAGGCGCCGACCGGUGGGACGUUCCUGAUGACGCCGUGGACGCCAUUCGCGUCCGCGGCGGGGCAUACCCCGAACUGGAGCGCUCGAUGGCACGAUGGAUUUCGAAUGCAGGCCCCGCUGGCGUCCCUCUGACCCUCGCCACUAUUCGCGACCAUGUUGCGACGAUGGCGCGUGCGAACGGCGUUCCGCCGACUUUCCGUUGCUCCAUCGGCUGGGUCCGCCGUGCGCUGCGCCGCCAGGGAGUACGGUGCAUGAGCGUGGUCGGCGAGGCGGCCGACCAGGAUCUCAACGCAGUGCGCACCACUAAGGAGAAGCUUCCUCAGCUUCUCAUGCAUCUCGGCGUGCGCCCUCGUGAUACUUUCAACUUCGACGAGAUUGCGCUGUAUAUCAGCGUGCUUCCUCGCAAAACGUACGGCACGGGCAGGUCGGCCGGGCGGAAGUUUUCGAAGGACCGCCUGACCGUCGGCUUCUUGGUUAAUGCGGACGGGACGCACGCAUUCCGUCCGCUUGUCAUCUCCAAGGCUAAGCGGCCACACGACUUCAGGCCGGAUUUCGACCCCGAGGAGUAUUGCUACUGGCGCAACACCGCUAAGGGGUGGAUGACCAAAGCCCUCGACACCGCUAUGUACGCAGAGGGCCGCCAAGUCGUCGUGCUGCUCGACAACGCGAGCAGUCACACACUGACAACCGAGGGCGCCGAAACCGAGGAUCUAUUCGGGUUCCGCACGCGAAAGCUCAGUAACGUGCGCCUCGUCUACCUGCCGCCGAACACCACCUGCUUCACGCAGCCACUCGACCAGGGGAUGAUCGCCAUGACGAAGGCGCGGUACCGCCAGCACUGGCUCCGCGCCUUCACCGGCAUGUGGACUGCUGAUGGCGCGACUUCCGCGGCGGCAAGGUUCAAGCCGAACCUCCGUCGCGUGCUGGAAUGGCUCCAUGACGCGUGGAUGAAUAUCCCGCACGUCACUAUCCACGUCAUGAAUCGGUCGCCUUUUGCCGGCGUGGAUGGCGGUGCCGACCCCUGA
This is a messenger RNA of Closterium sp. NIES-65, 1188 nucleotides long. Lineage: Eukaryota; Viridiplantae; Streptophyta; Zygnematophyceae; Desmidiales; Closteriaceae. The record is from the annotation of a GenBank genome assembly.